UGACAGAGGAUCCAGCUGCAGCAUGCAGAUUGAAAACACAGCACAACCUGGAUCAUCUUGAGGUGGGUGAGAAAAUGUAGCUGAAAACUGAACAACCAGCAAACCAGGAAUUUUUACAACCUCAGGUCAUCCCUGGGCGGGGCACUGCCUGUGGAGCUCCACCCAUCAUGGCCAAAAAGACACCCAGUGGGCGGGGAAAGGGGGAGCGACUGGAUGCAAUGGCAGCCCUGCAGGCCGCCAAUGAGGAGCUGAGGGCCAAACUCACCGACAUUCAAAUAGAACUGCAGCAGGAGAAGAACAAGGUAAGUAAGCUGGAGAGGGAGAAGAUGCAGGAGGUACGUCAUGAACAGCACAAGUCUGCAGCGGCGGUGAGUGAACUGCGGGCCAAGCUGCAUGAGGAGAAGGUACGCGAGCUGCACUCUGUUCGGGAGACACUGCUACGCCAGCAUGAGUCUGAACUGCUGCGAGUCAUCAAAAUCAAAGAUGGAGAGAUCCAGAGACUGCAGGCCCUCGUCAAUGCUCUCCGAGAUGGAUCUACUGACAAGGUAAAAUCUGCUCUGAUGGUAGAGGUACGGGAAGAGGCACGGAGGGGGUUCGAGGUGGAGCGUACACGUCUGUUGCAGGAAAUCUCCGAAAUGAAGGGGGUGAAGCGGCAGAUGGAGGAGGCGCUGAACGUAGCCCUUCAGGCUGACAAGAUCAAAGCGGCAGAGAUCCGUAGUGUUUACCACCUCCAUCAGGAGGAGAUCAGUCGCAUCAAGAAGGAAUGUGAGCGGGAGAUCCGCAGACUGAUGGAUGAGAUAAAGGUUAAAGAGCGCACUAUACUUGGUCUGGAGAGGGAAAUGGGGGUGCAGGCUGUCCACACUCAGAAGCUGCAGCAGCAGAAGCAGGUCGUAAGCGAUCAGUUGGCUCUGCUCAGAGACCUCAGCCCAAAAAGAGAGGGUCCUUACCCACCUGGUGCAGGAGACACAACAGACAACACAACUAACACUCAGUUGGAUGAGAAGGACGCUCGUCGUUUCCAGCUAAAAAUUGCUGAACUGAGCGCCAUCAUUCGCAGACUGGAGGACCGGAAUGCUCUGCUUUCAGAAGAACGCAAUGAGCUGCUAAAGAGGCUCCGUGAGGCAGAAAGCCAGUAUAAACCUCUUCUGGAUAAGAAUAGGCGCCUGAGUAGAAAGAAUGAAGAACUUGCUCAUGCUUUUAGACGCAUGGAGAACAAACUACGCUUUGUCACCCAGGAGAACAUUGAAAUGAGGGAAAAAGUUGGCACUUUGCGAAGGCCAAGCUCCCUGAAUGACCUGGAUCACAGCCAGGAGGAGAGGGAAAUGGAAUUUCUGCGCCUGCAGGUGCUCGAGCAGCAAAACAUUAUUGACGAUCUGUCCAAGGCACUUGAAACAGCUGGAUAUGUAAAGAAUGUAAUAGAGAGAGACAUGCUGCUCAGGUACAGAAGGCAUGACAGUUUACGGAGGAGGAGGAGCCUCAAAGCUUGUAAGCCGGUCAUUGAGACGUUCUUCGGCUAUGACGAAGAAGCCUCUAUAGACUCAGACGGCUCGUCCCUGUCCUACCAUACGGACCGAACACCCUGCACACCUGAUGAUGAUCUGGGUGAUGUGGAGGGAAUGCUUAAAGAAGAGACCGAGCUGAGAUUCAGACAGUUAACAAUGGAGUACCAGGCUCUGCAGCGUGCCUAUGCUCUGCUUCAGGAACAGGUCGGGGGCACGUUUGAUGCCGAGAAAGAAGUCAAGAUUCGUGAGCAGAUGCAGGCGGAGUUGAUUCGAUACAAGAGCAGAAUAAAUGACCUGGAGUGUGUGCUGAGUCAGCAGGGCAAGGAUUUAAAGUGGAUUGAGGACAAGCAGGCCCUGUACCAGCGGAACCAGGAACUCGUUGAGAAGCUGAAACAGAUGGAUACAGAGGAGAUACGCUUGAAAAAUGAAAUUCAGGAUGCAAAAGACCAAAUAGAACUCCUGGAAUUCCGUAUUCUUGAGCUUGAAGAGAGGGAAAGGAGAUCCCCAGGCAUGAACUUCAAGAACGUGCACUUUAUAGAGGGCAUGAGUCCCCUGCAGGUCUACUGUGAGGCUGAAGGAGUCACUGAUAUCAUCAUCACAGAUUUGAUGAAGAAACUAGACAUUCUGGGGGAUAACGCCAACCUGAGCAAUGAGGAGCAAGUGGCAAUCAUCCAUGCGAGGACAGUAUUAACAUUAGCAGAAAAGUGGCUGGAGCAAAUUGAAGUUACCAAAAAAGCUUUACAACAGAAAAUGUUGGACAUUGAGAGUGAAAAGGAGCUCUUCAGUAAACAAAAAGGCUAUUUAGAUGAAGAGCUGGACUACAGGAAACAGUCCAUGGAUCAGGCUAAUAAGCGAAUCCUGGAGCUGGAGGCCAUGCUGUUUGAUGCCUUGCAGCAGGAAGAGGCGGGAGCUAAAGUGUCCAAGCUGCUGUCGGAGGAGGACCGGGAUUCGUUAAGGAGAGCUGUCGAUCAGUGGAAGAGGCAGGUGCUGAGUGAGUUACGAGAAAAAGAUUCUCAGAUACUCAGAGAAAGGAUGGAGCUCCUACAACACGCUCAACAGAGAAUAAAAGAGCUGGAAGAAUGGAUUGAGGCACAGAAACGACAGAUAAAGGAAUUAGAAGAGAAGUUUUUAUUUUUAUUUUUGUUCUUUUCUUUAGCCUUUAUUCUUUGGUCAUAAUUCUUCCAGGAAUUCAGAGAGGGUUUCCAGGUUUCUGCCUUCUACAAGAGGAAUUGGACAGAUUUGUAACCAGGUCAGGUGAUCUGUAAAGCCAUUGACCCAUUACCGAUGA
This is a messenger RNA of Trichomycterus rosablanca, 2790 nucleotides long. It is a transcript of the gene jakmip3, whose product is annotated as Janus kinase and microtubule interacting protein 3. Lineage: Eukaryota; Metazoa; Chordata; Actinopteri; Siluriformes; Trichomycteridae. The coding region runs from base 168 to 2678 and encodes 836 amino acids. The record is from RefSeq and is a predicted model, not a curated record. The transcript has 24 exons. Gene Ontology annotation, molecular function: kinase binding; microtubule binding.